This is a messenger RNA of Trichoderma harzianum CBS 226.95, 494 nucleotides long. RefSeq lists its product as hypothetical. The record is from RefSeq and is a predicted model, not a curated record. The coding region runs from base 224 to 469 and encodes 81 amino acids. The transcript has a single exon. NCBI's taxonomy places the organism in Eukaryota, Fungi, Ascomycota, Sordariomycetes, Hypocreales, Hypocreaceae.
GUCUGAAUAGCGCUGACAAAAAAAGAAAAGAAAAAAGCAUAAGAGGCAGGCUGCGUAUGAGGUUUGCAGAAAAGGGCCCAUUCCAAGUCACACGCGUGUUAGCAAUGGCGCUUGUUAGAGAGAAGUGCGGAGAGUCACGCCAUGAAUCUGGCCAGCCCAGACAGAUACAUGUGCGUUGGCGAGGGUGGAAAGAGAGGUCCCGUAGUUGGCGAGGAGAAAACUAAUGAUUAGCAUCUAUCUAGGUUAUGAUUUGGGUGGAAUCUUGGUUGGAUUAUGCUCGUUUAGUAUGCUUCGAAGGAUGAACACUAGACAUGGGGAGAUGGUUCUGGCGGCAAGGGGGCUUCAGGAUCAGUUUUUGCAAGUGCCGCACGAGGACGGGGUAAAGACCUGCUUCGCCCGUACUUGGCCUGUCCCAUCCUCGCUGGCAAAGAUGAACGCCGAGGCUCGCGCUCGCAGUGCGACUGGCUGACCUGAUGCAGCUCUGCGCACAGAUA